Durusdinium trenchii is the source of this 1413-nucleotide messenger RNA. Lineage: Eukaryota; Dinophyceae; Suessiales; Symbiodiniaceae. The record is from the annotation of a GenBank genome assembly.
CACAGGGCCUUGCCAACAGAGGCCCUAUGUCGACACAGGGCUACCUCACCGCUGCGCAAACGUGUCGUUUCCCAUGGUGCCAGCCUCACGGCAAGAGCGGCUGCGGCAGCGGCUCCUUGCAAGGCCUCCUUCAGCCUCUGCAGCUCCAAAGCGGCCCAAGCUUGAGGAGACUGGAACUCCAGCGCCGGAGGAGGCGGAGGCCUCUGAGUUCCUGGCGGCGGUGAAGCGACGGCUGAUGGAGUGGGGCCAGGAAGAGCAGUACCACCGCUUGGUGGUGGCUUUGAGUGGACCGAUGGAUGUGAAGUUGGUCGUGCAACUUCUGCAGGGCCAUGAGGACCUCCUGACCGUCUUCCGGCGGCGCUUUGCACCCGCCACGUGGUGCCAGGGCUUGGCGGACUCAGUGAAGGAGGAGGACGGGCCCUUCAUGGCCCCUCCGGUGGAUUCGCAGGAUUCACCAGAUGACCUCCCUCGGCCACCAGCAUUCCCUCCUGGGCAACACGAUGCUGAUGAGGAGGAGCUGCUUCACGAAGCAGCCAUAGCUGCUGCCAUCCAACACGGACCCCAGGCUUGCAUCAGACAGUUGGUGCACCUGCUGGGUCGACACACGGAGAGCACCGCGGCGUUCCCGCCGUCGCUGCAGCGCUUCGCCUCCCAAGUGAGCCGUUCGGCGCGGGAGAAAGCUCCGGAGCUGGUGAUUUUGCGCGGCUUGCCGGGGAUUGGGAAGAGUGCAUAUGCGCUGGAGACUUUGCCGCUCGGGUUGAGACGUGAACGCACAAAUCGUGUCCCGCUCGGUGUUCAAGCUGAACAAAACAGGACGCGGGCGAAAGAAGGAAAAGACGCUGCGAAAGAAAAAUCACCCUGGGCAGCCACGACUCCUGUCUCUCCUUGUCUGGAACCACUGCCAUCUCUCCGCCACCGGUCGUGUCGCCGCAAGAAGAGGCGCUCGAUGAGACCCUUUGAAGCGGAAGAAGAGGCGCUGGCGCAGAUGGUGCACAUCUGUGCGCAGGAGGAGUUCCUGAAAGCCUAUCGAGGUGAAGAAGCUCAACUGGAGAAAGCAUUGCAACGCAACGAGCUUCGAGCGCUUUUGGCCAUGGAAGCCCAGAUUGAUCCAGUCUUCAUCGAUUGCCCGAACCUUCGUCUCUGGGAGAUGAAACCUUACUUGCUGCUGGCUGAGCGCUUGGGCUACGAAGUGCAUGUGGUUGAGCCCUGGGAGAUCUGUACAAAGCAUUCAGAUCUGGGCUUCUUGUCCAGCGUGCAUCGGACAGCUGCGCGCAGAGAAAGGAGGACCAUGCUGAGCCCGCGACAGCUGCAGGGCUUCCUGAAGGCCUUUGAAGCCUUGCCGACCGAUGAGCCAUUGGAGGCGAUCCGAAGGGCGCCCUCGGGAGCUGGGCAGUUCGUGCGAUGAGAGAAAAA